Molecule: messenger RNA, 714 nt
Organism: Salvia splendens (bonfire salvia)
Lineage: Eukaryota; Viridiplantae; Streptophyta; Magnoliopsida; Lamiales; Lamiaceae
Exons: 3
Coding region: 1-714 (237 amino acids)
Source: RefSeq, a predicted model, not a curated record
AUGCAGGCGUUCGCGAUGUUCGCAAUGGGACAAACCAUGCCAGCCGGUCCCACAACCACCGUGACACAACCGGAGGCUGUCGAGACACCACCCACUGCUGUACCCGAGCUCGUACCGGAGGCUGCUACCAUAAUUCCAGAAGAAACCACCUCUGCACAAGACACAGUCCCAGUCAUCACCACCAAGCCGGAGGACGAUGCAGUACCCGCUGUUCCAGUACCAACCCUUGCGGAGAUUCGCGAAGUAGAGACAGAUCUGGCCGCGGGACUGAAUUUAUUGGCCGUAAGCGAACCCAGGUUAGAUUCUGAUUCUACGAGGGAAACCCCUGUUUUAAAGGAUGGAGAGGAAGGUGGAGCACUCGAUUCUGAGGAUGCUCAAGAAACUGUUGAUGCAGGACUCAACAUGAUAAUGGAUCUAACUGAGGAUAAGGAAACGCUGGACCUAGCGACAGCCGUGUCUGAGCAGGGAGACUCCCCCAGACCGAGUGGAAGGGAGAGUGAAGAAGAGGGGCGCCGCGCGAUGGCUAAGAAAAGGAAAGGAAAACAAAUUGCUUCCUCCUCGACCGAGAAGGCGAGGGGGAUAUCUACUGAUUCCCCACUUCCUCCACCUGCCAAGGUACCAUACGCCGCAGAGCCCGAGAGUCCUGCCAGGUCCAGCGAUUCAGAGGAGGACCAAGAGGCAGAUGUACUGAACUUUGAGCCGACGGAAAUUUAG